Molecule: messenger RNA, 1966 nt
Organism: Sycon ciliatum
Lineage: Eukaryota; Metazoa; Porifera; Calcarea; Leucosolenida; Sycettidae
Product: tubulin beta chain
Exons: 6
Coding region: 117-1463 (448 amino acids)
Biological process (GO): microtubule cytoskeleton organization; mitotic cell cycle
Cellular component (GO): cytoplasm; microtubule
Molecular function (GO): GTPase activity; GTP binding; structural constituent of cytoskeleton
Source: RefSeq, a predicted model, not a curated record
UUACGACCGGAGCAGAACUCAAACUGCGUGCUAGUUCAGCUGUUGUGGAAGUUCAAGAGCCUUUCUCCUUCGUUCCACUUGGAUUUUUUCUUGACAAAAUCGUACAUAGCUCAAAGAUGCGUGAGAUUGUUCAUAUUCAGGCUGGCCAAUGCGGCAACCAGAUUGGAGCAAAGUUCUGGGAAGUUAUUUCUGAUGAGCAUGGCGUAGACCCCACGGGAGCCUACAUUGGCAAGAAUGAUCUGCAAUUGGAGCGGAUUAAUGUCUAUUACAAUGAAGCCACAGGUGGCAAAUAUGUCCCGAGAGCCGUCCUUGUCGAUUUGGAGCCAGGCACCAUGGACUCUGUCCGCUCUGGUCCCUUUGGACAGAUUUUCCGACCAGACAAUUUCGUUUUCGGCCAGAGUGGUGCUGGAAACAACUGGGCCAAGGGUCAUUACACCGAGGGCGCAGAGUUGGUGGACUCCGUGUUGGACGUUGUCCGCAAGGAGGCUGAGAGCUGCGAUUGCCUGCAGGGAUUCCAAAUGACCCACUCUCUGGGUGGUGGCACUGGAUCAGGUCUGGGAACACUCCUCAUCUCCAAAAUCCGUGAAGAGUACCCCGACAGAAUCAUGAACACAUUCUCAGUCGUCCCUUCACCAAAAGUAUCCGACACUGUUGUAGAACCCUACAACGCAACUCUUUCCGUCCAUCAGCUUGUUGAAAAUACCGACGAAACGUACUGCAUCGACAAUGAGGCUCUCUACGACAUCUGCUUCCGUACUCUCAAGCUUACCACUCCCACAUACGGUGACUUGAACCAUCUCGUGUCAGCAACGAUGAGCGGUGUUACUACUUGCCUUCGAUUCCCUGGACAGCUCAAUGCUGAUCUUCGUAAAUUGGCCGUCAACAUGGUGCCAUUCCCUCGUCUUCAUUUCUUUAUGCCCGGAUUCGCCCCACUUACUAGCCGUGGUUCUCAGCAGUACCGCGCCCUAACCGUACCAGAGCUCACGCAACAGAUGUUCGAUGCCAAGAACAUGAUGGCUGCAUGCGAUCCUCGCCAUGGUCGCUACCUGACCGUCGCAGCAAUGUUCCGUGGACGCAUGUCCAUGAAGGAGGUUGAUGAGCAGAUGUUGAACGUGCAGAACAAGAACAGCUCCUACUUUGUUGAAUGGAUUCCCAACAACGUGAAGACCGCCGUGUGCGAUAUCCCACCACGUGGUCUUAAGAUGUCUGCCACCUUCAUUGGCAACAGCACUGCCAUCCAGGAGCUGUUCAAGCGCAUCAGCGAACAAUUCACAGCUAUGUUCCGUCGCAAGGCUUUCUUGCAUUGGUACACUGGUGAGGGCAUGGACGAGAUGGAGUUCACUGAGGCCGAGUCCAACAUGAACGACUUGGUGUCAGAAUACCAACAGUACCAGGAGGCCACAGCUGAAGAGGAGGGCGAGUUCGACGAAGAAGGCGAGGGUGGUGAGGCAGAAGAAGCAUAGGCUGUUUAUAAGAUUGAAUCUUCAUUUUUACAAUUGUAACGACUCCAUUACAUUAUGUCCCCUUCUACCGUCUCUGUCCUGGCUUACCAAUAUAUUCUUUCCCUCCGCGUCUUAACUCUGUUGCUUGUGUCGUAGUGUGUGUGCUUCAUGGAAUUUUCAUAAAAAAAUACAUAUACAGUUCAUAUUAGCCUUGAGUGUGUUGCAUUAACUGUCGAUUGCUCUCUCAUACACCUUUUCGUUAUAUGACCUCUAUCUCAUGCAUCUCAAUAUUUUAUGCCCGAGAGAGCCUAAGGAACUCUACGAUGUGGCCUCAACUGCAUGUUUCCUGCUUAUCUGGAGGUUGCUCCAGCUUUCUAGCAUUGCGUCUUUGUUCAUGUGUUUCCCUUUGACCGGUCAGUUUUGCCUGUUUCAACUUUCUUUGUUAGCACAUUCUGUUUCUGUUGCUAGAUGAAUUGAAAGCUUGGCGCUGGUAUCAAUACACUCGACUCAUCCUGUCCCAGAAA